AUUGAUCCCGCAGUGUCCGCCUUUGUUGACCUACAAAAUACACUCAUUUUACCGCUGAUACUGGAACUAGGAACAGAAGAACAAAAGCAAAAAUAUCUUCCGAAAGGGUGCACAGAAUGGAUCGGUUCGUUCUGCCUUUCCGAAUCCAGCUCAGGAUCCGAUGCUUUCGCCAUGAAGACUGUCGCCAAGGCGGACGGCGGUGAUUAUGUUAUCAAUGGGUCAAAGCUGUGGAUCACCAGUUCGAGCCACGCUAAGUUCUUCCUGGUGUUUGCAAACGCUGAUCCAUCGAAGGGACACAAGGGCAUCACUUGCUUCCUAGUGGACCGAGACCAGGAAGGAGUGUCAGUGGACAAAGAGGAGAAUAAAUUGGGAAUUCGCGCUUCAGCCACAUGCCCGGUCUACUUCGAGAAUGUGCGAGUGCCUAAGUCGGCGAUACUCGGUGAAUAUGGGAAAGGCUAUAAAUAUGCCAUUGAGUGUUUGAAUGCUGGCCGUAUCGGUAUUGGUGCUCAAAUGGUUGGUUUGGCGCAAGGAUGUUAUGAUGCCACCAUACCCUAUCUCCAAGAACGGAAACAGUUUGGAACACGGAUUAUAGACUUCCAGGGUAUGCAACAUCAAAUUGCGCAAACUGCGGUAGAGAUCGAAGCGGCACGAUUGCUGGUUUAUAACGCUGCAAGGAUGAAGGAGAACAACAUACCGUUCGUUAAGCAGGCCGCUAUGGCGAAGCUGUAUUCAUCGCAGGUAGCAUCAUCAACCACUUCAAAAUGCAUAGAAUGGCACGGUGGAGUGGGUUUCACGAAAGAGUAUCCCGUGGAGAAAUUCUAUAGAGAUGCCAAAGCAGGUACCAUCUACGAAGGCACAUCGAAUGUUCAGUUAAAUACGAUCGCCAAGCUGAUUGAUGCCGAGUAUAAGGGCCUCGUUUAG
Ostertagia ostertagi is the source of this 921-nucleotide messenger RNA. Lineage: Eukaryota; Metazoa; Nematoda; Chromadorea; Rhabditida; Trichostrongylidae. The record is from the annotation of a GenBank genome assembly.